UCCGGGAAUCUCUGACAGGGCUGUCGACGCCGCCUUUUCGGCGACUUUUGGGUCUUCCGCUUCUUUUUUUUUUUUUUUUUCCCCUUCCUUUCUUUUUGUUGUCGCCGCCCCCAGCCUUCCACGACCGCGCGGGCCCGGCCGUCUCGGUUCUCGCCUCUCCGCCGCCCUGCCGGGACCUGGGUCACCCGCCCGAGCUGGGCCUCGCCGUGCCGCGGGCUGCUCCGACCUCGGCCAGCUCGGGCGGCAGCUCGGGCCUGGGAGCGCGUUGGCGGGCAGUGCCGCUGGGCCCUGCUCGGCCCCUCGGCGUGGACGCCGCUUUGUUUAAAAUAAGAUUGCUGAUAAAAGGAAGAGAAAGAAAUUGUGCAAGUCCGGUUGGAAAAUUAAGUAGAAGAAUACAUGUUCACCUUCAGUGAACAAGAGCAUGUUCCCAAACUCAAUUUUGGGUCGUCCACCCUUCACUCCAAACCACCAACAGCAUAAUAACUUCUUUGCUCUCUCACCAACUCUUUAUUCACACCAGCAGCUUAUUGAUGCACAAUACAACUUUCAAAAUAUAGACUUGUCUAGAGCUGUGACCUUACAGCCUCUGACAUAUGGAACUGUCAGUCCAAUACAGACCUCGACAUCCCCAUUAUUUCGAGGAAGGAAGAGAAUAAACGAUGAAAAAAACUUUCCUCUUGAUGGUAAACGGCAGCGUUUCCAUUCACCCCACCAAGAGCCAACUAUAAUUAACCAGAUAGUGCCUUUAUCAGGUGACCGAAGAUAUUCCAUGCCACCAUUGUUUCACACACACUAUGUACCAGAUAUAGUACGAUGUGUUCCACCUUUUCGAGAAAUUCCACUGUUAGAACCUAGAGAAAUCACACUGCCUGAGGCCAAAGAUAAGUUGAGUCAGCAGAUACUAGAGUUAUUUGAAACUUGUCAGCAGCAAGCAAGUGACUUGAAGAAGAAAGAACUCUGUAGAGCACAGCUGCAGAGGGAGAUCCAGCUACUGUUCCCACAAAGCAGACUUUUUUUGGUUGGAUCAUCUUUAAACGGAUUUGGUGCCCGGAGCAGUGAUGGCGAUUUAUGCUUAGUUGUUAAAGAAGAACCAUGUUUUUUUCAGGUAAAUCAGAAGACUGAAGCACGCCAUAUACUCACCUUAGUCCAUAAACACUUCUGUACUAGACUUUCUGGCUACAUUGAGAGACCUCAGCUGAUUCGUGCAAAAGUGCCAAUUGUGAAGUUCAGGGAUAAAGUCAGUUGUGUGGAAUUUGACUUAAAUGUAAACAAUACCGUUGGAAUUAGAAACACAUUCCUUCUCAGAACUUAUGCCUACCUGGAAAAUCGAGUUCGUCCGUUAGUGCUGGUGAUUAAGAAGUGGGCAAGUCACCAUGAUAUAAACGAUGCCAGUCGUGGUACUUUAAGCAGCUACAGUCUUGUACUGAUGGUUUUGCACUACUUACAAACCCUACCUGAACCCAUCCUUCCAUCCCUCCAAAAAAUUUACCCAGAGUCUUUUAGUACUUCUGUACAGCUGCACCUUGUACAUCAUGCUCCAUGUAAUGUUCCUCCUUACCUCUCAAAGAAUGAAUCAAGUCUUGGGGACCUCUUACUGGGCUUUCUUAAAUAUUAUGCUACAGAAUUUGACUGGAACACUCAGAUGAUUUCAGUUCGUGAAGCCAAAGCCAUCCCGAGGCCUGAAGACAUUGAAUGGAGAAAUAAAUACAUCUGUGUUGAAGAACCUUUUGAUGGAACUAAUACCGCCAGAGCUGUGCAUGAAAAGCAGAAGUUUGAUAUGAUCAAGGAUCAGUUUUUAAAGUCCUGGCAGAGAUUGAAAAACAAGAGAGAUCUGAACAGUGUUCUGCCUUCGAGAGCUGCUACCCUGAAGAGAUAGCUGGCCUCCAGUUCUUAACCUCUUCCAAGAAAUAAAGAACAAUAGUUACAUCCCAGUGCAUUUGUUUACCUCCAUCAUGGUUUAUUUUUAAUGUUGUUCUUGUUUUUGUUUUAUUUUUUAAAGGACAUACUUAUAUAAAGAUUACAUAUUUUAUUAUGACAUUUCCUAAUAAACUCUUUGAUUUAAAAAUGUA
Peromyscus californicus insignis is the source of this 2069-nucleotide messenger RNA. It is a transcript of the gene Tent2, whose product is annotated as terminal nucleotidyltransferase 2. Gene Ontology annotation, molecular function: poly(A) RNA polymerase activity. The record is from RefSeq and is a predicted model, not a curated record. Bases 422 to 1876 code for a protein of 484 amino acids. Gene Ontology annotation, cellular component: cytosol. The transcript has 16 exons. Lineage: Eukaryota; Metazoa; Chordata; Mammalia; Rodentia; Cricetidae.